AAAGUCGAUUGAGAUUCUCAUUGUUAGACAAGUUAAACAUUCAAAUUUAUAUAUAAAGGCAACUUUAAUUUAACCGUCAAUUUCACUUUUCCUCGAUUCUUCAACCGAUUGUUCAACUGAUUGUGAGACUUGGACUUUUCUUAUGGUUAGAUUACAUUGACGUCUAACCAGGGAAGGGAAAAGUUUUUUGGUUCGUCAUUUGGUGCCAAUUGUUCAUCACUAUUUAAUGAUUUCAAUCGCUAGUGUUGAUCAAUUUUGUCAAGUUUAUCAACGAAUAGAGAGUUGAGAAAAAGGAAGAAAAAUGUUUAAAUUGUUUGUUGGUUUAACAGUGUUGGUUGUUGCGGGUCAAUCGGCGCCUCAACCGAAGUGCACUCAAACGGAAGAUGAUUUCGACAAUUGUGCUGCUGAAUUGACUGUCUUUGGUAAUGAUGCCAUGAUCAUGCCAACAACUGAGGAUGAAAUGGAUCAACAUUGCAAUAAGAGUUUCAAGUCGAUUCAAUGUGUACGGGAUUAUUCAGCCAAUUGUAUGGUCAGUUUCCCCAAGACUGUUUUCGGUGUUUUUCAAUACGAUUUCAAGCGAGAUAUCAAGAAACGCUGUCACACCAAGGAAGGUCGAGUGGAGUUUAUGAAACACAUGCAAUGUGGUAAGGCAAAGGGUGGUUUCGGACCUCUGAAUACCUGCAUGAAGAACUAUGAUGCUCAAAUGGAAUGGAUUAUGCAAAAUGUGGCCAAAGAAGAGCGAGUGUUGACUGGAUGCUGUUCACUGCAUUGGGUUCAUAACUGUUUUGUUACUAAAGCAAAGGAACUAUGCGAAGCGGUAACUGGACCUGAGACUAGUGAUUACUUCGACAAAAUGGUUGGCUCAACUAUUGCUGAAGGCGUUGAUUAUACUUGCGGUAAACACAAAUCAUAUGAAGAUUGUGCAGCUCACUUGGACGGUAACAUUUGGAAGACUUUACUUGAAAUUGGUGAAGAUCCUUCAAAGAUAAACUUUGUUCCAAGGCAUAAAUCACCGAUAACAACGUCAAUUAAAAUGUUUACUGAACUUGAUCAAGGAUCAUAAAGAAGUGUGCAAAAUGUUGAAACAAAAAAACGCAAAAACACAAAGAAAGCAAAAAAGUAAAACAAUGAAAUUGAAACGAACGAAAACAGGAAUUAAUUUCUUGAUUAAAGCCUGAUCGAUGUUUAUAAUGGCAUUCAAUGGUUGAACAAACAAACCACAAAAAUGUCAAUCAAAGGAACCAACAAUUUUGCCUUCUUUUGUGUCAUUUCAAUCAAGACUCAAACCCAACGAUUAACUGUUAAUCCAAACCUUUUAUGUUCACCUUUUUAACUGUACAAUGUGGAACCUUAAAUCAUAUGAAUGAGAGUAAAAAUGCCCAAAGUUGUAUCAAUAUUUAUGCUUUAAUAAAUCAUUACUAACUUACUGUUCCUGAAACCUGAACUUCAUCAUGAAUACCCAUUGUCAUCAAACUAAACACAAUUAUCAACAGUUAUAAUCGUUGUGAUUGUUAUUAUUAGUUGGCCUCAUAAAAAGUUAGUAGUUGCAAUUGAAAGAUAAGAUUGAAAAGGCAAACUCGAGAAAAGCUCCAAAUUGUUGGCAAUUCAUUAACCUUGAAUCGCUAUCUGAUUCAUGAUGAUUCAACUGAUAAAAUUAAAUGUGAGCAAAAUUAAACUCUCAUAAACUGUGAAAGAAAAGGCAACAAAAAUUACUUCUAGUUGGUUGGUAACGAAGGAAACAAUAACAAGAAUUUUUCUCUUCUUCUUUUCCAUUUCGCUCAACAUCGAAUUAUGUCUCGAAGUUUACUCAGAAAACGUGCCAACGAGUCAAGUAAAAAAGAAAUCGAAAGUUGGUCUGAUGAACUUUCCCUGUUUACCGACAACAUUCGUGAAGUUACCGACAAGUUUGAUACAAUUGAUUCCGAGAUUUGGGGGAAAAUCGUUUACAUGGAGAAGAAUCGCCGUCUGGCCAAGGCUUAUGCUCGAAGUAGUCCAAACCAGUGCGAUUCCAUUGUUAGAAUAACAAAUUCAACGAUUGGCUUCGAUGGACUGACAAUUGGUUUGGCUGGCUUUCCCAAUCCAAACCGGGAUCAACUUACAAUUGAAGCUUUAUCACAUCUCGAUCAGGGAAUCGAUGUAAUCAUGGAAGAAUCGGGUAACAUUGUCGUCAACAAUCAAACUGAAUCUCGUAUAUUUAUUCGUGGUUUCAAUUUAUCUCAACCUGAUAAUAAACGAGCCGAUGGUUUGGGAACAAUUAGAUUGUUGCCUCAUCAAAGGGAAACCUUGUUUGAUAUCAAUUUGUUUCUUGAUCAAAUUGAGUCUCGAGUUUCAAAUCAAAUCAACUUGCAUUUCAACAGUAAUACCAGUCCAGUUGGUAUUGCUAUCAAUAACAAUACGUUGGACAGUGCCAAUAGUGAGUCAAAUAUUUAUCCAGUUCGUCGCCAGCUGGAAUUGGAGACAAUAAGUUUGAUCUGUUUUGGUCGGGAAACAUGGGAUCUACUGGAAACACCUUCAUAUCUGAUCAUAAUCAACAUCGUCGCUCUUGAUAUACUUAAGGCUAAAAUACCUCAAAAGUAUCAACGUAAAGUGAAGCGACGUCGAUCACCUUUAUCCUUCUUAACCCACCUGACUGGAAGCCUCUCUGGUAGUACACCUUCAAUCAACCUGACUCGAUCCCCUUCGCCGGUCAAAGAUUCAGAUAGUUCAUCAUCUGAAAUAUCAGUGGCAACAACUGAAGCCAGUUAUCGUUCAUUAUCAAGUGUAUUCCUUCAUCCAACUCACAGUUAUCGAUCAUCAGUAUCUCUAUCCAAUUCAACAAAUAACCUUCACUUAUCUUCGGAAUAUUAUCCAUCAUCAUCAUCAUCUUCAUCAUCAACAACAGCAAAAGCAGCUAAAAAUAUAAACAAAUUGGUUGGAAUCAAUCAAUUACAAGAAAAUAAUCGAAGCCAUUCAUGGUCAACCUUAACAACAUCCAAUCAUAAUACUAAUCUUGGCUCAAUAAAAUUACCAAAGCCAGAUUAUGAUCAACAAAACAAACAUCAUCAUGAUCAUCAUGCUCAUCACUCUCACCAUUCCAAGCGUAAUUACACAGUCGAUAAAUACACUUCACUAAGACGAGAAUCGACUGCAAACCCAACCGAAUACGGUUACAGUCAAACAUUGCCCAGUCGAACCGGGUCAAAAUCAAAGUCAUACAUUGAUCUAUCAACAGAAGGGCAUUCCUGGAGUCAACUUGCACCACAAAAUCAAUCAAGAUCACAUUCAUCGUCAAUCUCAUCUCAACUGGAAAAGAUCAAAAUUUGCCGUUAAAUGUUGACCAAAAAAGUGACCUCAAAGAUUUGAGGCAAACAAUUUCCAAAGUGAAUGACAAAAAAUGUAAAAUUACAGUUAAACAUUUGCAAUUGUUAAUGUAGCAUUAAACGGUUGUAAAGGUAAACCUUUGUGAAAAUAAAUGGCAUGAAACUUCAAGGUUUCUUGUUUUACAUAUUA
Molecule: messenger RNA, 3489 nt
Organism: Tetranychus urticae (two-spotted spider mite)
Lineage: Eukaryota; Metazoa; Arthropoda; Arachnida; Trombidiformes; Tetranychidae
Source: RefSeq, a predicted model, not a curated record